Molecule: messenger RNA, 1440 nt
Organism: Lottia gigantea (owl limpet)
Lineage: Eukaryota; Metazoa; Mollusca; Gastropoda; Lottiidae
Exons: 4
Coding region: 1-1440 (479 amino acids)
Biological process (GO): transmembrane transport; amino acid transport
Cellular component (GO): membrane
Molecular function (GO): amino acid transmembrane transporter activity
Source: RefSeq, a predicted model, not a curated record
AUGAUCGAAGAAAAUGAAGAAGUCAAAAGAGUCAACUUGAAGUCCCAUUUGUCUACGACAUCAUUAGUUGUUUUGGGUGUUUCAUCAACUAUUGGAAGUGGGAUAUACAUUGUUAUAGGAGUUGUGGCUAAGGAACAUGCAGGUGCCUACGUUAUCCUAUGUUUUGUUCUGGCUGGAAUAAUAGCUUUCAGCAAUUCCCUCGCCUACUCUGAACUAUCGUGCAGAUAUAAAGGUUGUGGUGGCAUCUUUACGUUCAUGUUUAAAUCAUGGGGAGUAACUCAAGGAUUCUUAGUUGGCUGGUUGAGCUUACAUGGUACGUCUUUGGGUGUAGUAUUUUAUAGUGCUCAGACAUUUAGUUCUUAUAUAAACCAAAUUUUGGAUCAAACCAAAUGGAUUGUGACUUCUAAUGUAACAAAUACAAGCAAUUCUGGAUCUUUUGCAUUACUUUCCUCAACGAAUUCUUAUAGUUUUAACGUACCAGCAACAGCGCUUAUCGUUUUGUCAUCGUGUAUACUCAUUUCUGGCACCACCAAUCUCUUUAACGUCACAAAAUUUACCACUGUCAUAUCAACAUUGGCACUGCUAAUUUUUAUCAUCUGUGGACUUCAGUAUGGCGAUGUUCACAACAUUGUAAGUUUCCAGUCACACAGUGCGAUGCCAAUUCACAUUUCUGGUAUACUUCGAGGAGCAGCAAUUUGCUACUUUGCUUAUACAGGUUUCUCAGCAGUAUGUUCUUCCGGAGAAGAAGCAAAAGAUGCUAAAAGAUCUAUACCAAUAGCUAUUAUUGUUGUGAUGAUAUUUGUCGGAUUACUGUACUGUGGCGUGACUGUAUCAGUUUUAAUGCUGCAGCCAUACCGGUUAUUUGAUACCAAAGCUCCGCUAAUGGCUGCAGUUCAAUAUGCUCACAUCAGUCGGAUGAGGUACGUCAUACUAGUAGGGAUGACUGUCGGACUGAUUCAAGUAAAUUUGUCGUGUUUAUACCAAGUUUCAAGACUCGUUUUCUCCAUGGCUAGAGACAGACUACUUCCUAGUGUGUUUGCAGCUGUAUCAGGUAGCAACAAAACACCAAUGUUGGCAAUUAUAGUUAGUGGUCUCUACUCCGUUGUUGCCUGUUCAGUUAUAUCAUUUAAAACUCUAAUAUCUUUUUCCACUAUAUGUAUUUUUGUUAAUUCCACCCUUGCUAAUAUUCUCAUAGUUUGGAUAAAUUGUUACACAGAACUUAUUGAGACUACAUUUUUAUUUCAGAUGAUUAUGGUUCCAUAUUUACCAGUAUUCAAUAUGUUCAUUAAUAUUCACAUGUUAGUUUCUAUGAGUGACUCUAUUGGGUUUCUAUAUUUUAUAUUUCUGACUCUACUGGGUAAGUUAUUUAUUAUUUCUAAAAACGGGUUCCCAUUUCUACGGAAGCGUAUUAGGGCCAUUCAUUUUUUUUUUGAAUUUUGA